Messenger RNA from Diospyros lotus (date-plum), 560 nucleotides. RefSeq names its product copper transporter 1. The transcript has a single exon. The record is from RefSeq and is a predicted model, not a curated record. Gene Ontology annotation, molecular function: copper ion transmembrane transporter activity. Gene Ontology annotation, cellular component: plasma membrane. NCBI's taxonomy places the organism in Eukaryota, Viridiplantae, Streptophyta, Magnoliopsida, Ericales, Ebenaceae. The coding region runs from base 45 to 485 and encodes 146 amino acids. Gene Ontology annotation, biological process: intracellular copper ion homeostasis; copper ion transmembrane transport.
UUCCCUUACCAUCGGUCAUCCCAACUGCACAAGGAACCGAAAACAUGCAAGACGGCGUCGUUGGCUCUCCGCCGCCCCCGCUGGGGUUCAACACUUCGUCCGGCCAUGCUCGACGCGGAACAAUGGUGGCGCACACGGCAUUCUACUGGGGCACGCAUGCGGAGGUGCUCUUCUCUGGCUGGCCGGGAAAGAGCCCGACUAUGUACGCCUUGGCGCUGGUCUUCGUCUUCGCACUGGCGGCGCUCGUGGAGUGGCUCUCCCAUUGCAAGCUCGUGAAGCCGGGGGCCAACCGCGUCGCAGCGGGAUUCUUCCGGACGGCGAUCCACGCUGUCCGCGCCGGCGCGACCUACAUGACGGUGCUGGCUUUGAUGUCUUUCAAUGGCGGCGUCUUUCUGGCGGCCGUGUCGGGUCAUGCGGUGGGGUACUUGAUCUUCGGGAGCCGGGUUUUGGAGGUGGAGUCGGGCCUUCCUACGGGGAAAUGUUGAGUUGGGUGGAGCCCCGUGGGGGUGUUUUCGUGAAUAAUUAUGCAUGAGAUUCUUGAGAUUAUUAUAUCGUUGAAA